GAUGCGGAAAUCGAGGGUGCUGUGUUUGGCCAUGAUUGCGAUGAGUGGUGUAUCCAAGGCCGCUGCUACUCUUCAAGGACACUCACAGCCAUUGUUGAACUCACACACUGUGGAAUGCCAGAUGCGCGGGAUGAAAGGGAAGUUGGCGAGUGUACGAAACCAACUCGCAAAUGAACAGCCAUUCGAUCAGACAGAGUUCACAUCGCCGGUGUGGCCCUCGGGGCCUGUUUCAGCUGGCCUGUGAUGCCGCCCCACACCUUGAUGGUCUUGUCAUUCGAGCCAGAUACAAUCCACUUGCCAUCGGGUGAGAUCGCCACAGAGGUCACACUGUCCGUGUGUCCCUCGAGGGUGUGCUUCGGCUGGCUGGUGGCCGAAUCCCAUACUCUGAUGGUCGCAUCAUCCGAGCCAGAGACGAUCCACUUGCCA
Messenger RNA from Polychytrium aggregatum, 426 nucleotides. RefSeq lists its product as uncharacterized. The annotation marks the transcript as partial. The record is from RefSeq and is a predicted model, not a curated record. NCBI's taxonomy places the organism in Eukaryota, Fungi, Chytridiomycota, Chytridiomycetes, Polychytriales. The transcript is spliced from 2 exons.